AUGAGCGAGCCUACACUAAGUUUUGCCGUUCAAACCCACCGCGUGCAGUUUGUCGUGCCUAGCGAGUUGAUCAAGAAAAACAUCAAAAUCAUUCAGAAACAGAUCGAAAAAUCUAAGAAACUGGUCACGGAGGAAAUCUCCAGAAUUAAGAAAUGCUCCCUGCUCACUGCCGCCGAGAAACUUGCGUCAGUAAAACGUCUUAUCAAGGUUUACGACCAUCAUCACAAGAAACUCGCUAUGGCUGUUCAAAAAGACCAGGAUUAUAGACUGCGGUUGGCUUAUCGAGCUGAGCGGUUGAGUGAGCUCAAGAAUUACACGGUGAGAGCACGUGGAGGUUCUGAAAAAGUCCUUGAUUUGCAUAAUGAGAGCCUCAUCAGCUGGUACCGUGACGAAACUAACCUACUCAUUGUAGACUACUUAUUGAAGUCGAACGUGAAGAAAGAUGUCAAUUUUGGCCUCGAGGUCUUGGAGAAAUUAGAGCUGCGCUCACGUCUUUCUUUCUCAAAGCUCAUUGAUCACGAUGUCUAUUCCAGCUAUAACCGAGUCCACAGGUCUAUACGUGAAGACCAUGACCUCGAGGCUAUUUCCACAUGGUACAAUGACAACCGAACAGCACUCAAAAAGGUUGGCUCAAACUUACUCUUCGAAAUCCACUACUGCAAGUAUUUAUCUUUGAUCGAGAGUGGCGACCCAUUCCAAGCAACGGCAUAUAGCAAAAAGUAUCUAGCGCCAUAUGCUAGAAGAGAGAAUUAUGGACACAACGAAGAUGAAAUUUUUGUGAAGAAUCGUGACAGGCUCACCAGACUCGGGUCCCUGCUAGUAUGUAUCUCCAGCUUAAGCAUGUCAGCGGAAACCCUUCAGAACCUCUCCCCGCCACCUGGAUCCCUUAUUGCCUCGCUUCUAUCACAACUGGUGGUCGCGCAGCCUGGUGAAUUAAACCAUUAUAACCGCAUUCUGACCGAAGAAUACUGGCAAGGAUUAUCGGAGUGUUUUACAAAAGACUACACUAAAGUAUAUGGUAUCCCACAAACAUACCCAUUGUUUGUCUAUCUCUCUGCGGGGCUCUCCAGCUUGAAAACAAAAUCUUGUUUUUGCAAUCGGCAAAAUACAAUUUUUGAGGCCGGUAAAUGUGAUGGUGUCUUGGACAAUUUAGACUCCAGCUCUUUGCGUGACUUGUCGUUACGCGGUCCAAACCAGUAUUACAAGCUCCUCCAGAAAAUCAAUCAGUGUCCCGUGUGUUCUCCAGAACUUUACUCUUUGAGUCAGACCCUACCUUACGCCCAACUCAUCACCAGUAUAUAUAACAACCCAUUCAAACUCCCGAAUGGAAACAUCUACCCAUUUGACAAAUUGCUCAAUCCCGAAGGUAAGUUCGAGAGAGACAAUCUUGUUCGCAAUGGGAAAGUUCGGGAUCCUUUGACACAUGAGAUUUUCUUCAUCGAUGACUGUGUGCGGGUUUUCCCGGCAUAA
Messenger RNA from Metschnikowia bicuspidata var. bicuspidata NRRL YB-4993, 1470 nucleotides. Its product is annotated as glucose-induced degradation complex subunit. Bases 1 to 1470 code for a protein of 489 amino acids. Gene Ontology annotation, cellular component: nucleus; GID complex; cytoplasm. Gene Ontology annotation, molecular function: ubiquitin protein ligase activity. NCBI's taxonomy places the organism in Eukaryota, Fungi, Ascomycota, Pichiomycetes, Serinales, Metschnikowiaceae. The record is from RefSeq and is a predicted model, not a curated record. Gene Ontology annotation, biological process: proteasome-mediated ubiquitin-dependent protein catabolic process. The transcript has 2 exons.